ACUAUUCUUCCUUAACCCCCUCUCCUCCUCCCCGUCUGCUGUCUUCAUCCCCCUUUCGCUUUCCCUUCUCCGGCCCGAAGAUCCGGCCAACGCCAACGCGGCAGCCAUGCGCCCGCUUAUCCGAACCGCCUGCCUCCGCGCUCGUGUCCGCGCCAUGGCCACGCUUCCCACGCCCGCCGCCGCCGCCGCCUUCUCGUCCACCCGCACCCCUUCUUCCCCUUGCGCCUCUCAGAGCGCUCGUCGCCUCCUCCUUGCCGCUCGCUUCCUCCACUCCGGGCCGCCGCCGGCCGGGGCGAGGGCCCUCCGGACGUCCGCCGCGGCGGCGGCAGCGGCCCCUGUACAAGUGGGCGGCGUCAAGAUCGCGCGGGAAGAUGUUGUGAAGGAUGAUGACCCGACGAACAAUGUGCCGGACACGAUUUUUUCCAAGAUUGGUCUCCAGCUGCACAGGAGGGACAACCAUCCUCUAGGAAUUCUGAAGAAUAGUAUAUAUGAUUACUUCGACAAAAGUUUCCCUGGGCAGUUUGUCAAAUUCGAUGACCUUUGCCCUCUUGUUUCUGUCAAGCAGAAUUUUGAUGAUGUUUUGGUCCCAGCUGACCAUGUAAGCCGGAGUUACAAUGACACAUAUUAUGUUGAUGCUGAAACAGUCUUGAGGUGUCAUACUAGCGCUCAUCAAGCAGAGCUGCUAAGAGAAGGACAUACACACUUUCUUGUGAUUGGAGAUGUUUAUCGUAGGGAUUCUAUUGAUUCAACUCACUACCCUGUCUUCCAUCAGAUGGAAGGCUUUCGUGUCUUCUCUCCAGCCGACUGGUCAGAUUCCGGCAUGGACGGGACAGCGUAUGCAGCUACAGAUCUGAAGAAAACACUGGAAGGCUUGGCAAGGCACUUAUUUGGUGCGGUGGAGAUGCGAUGGGUUGAUACUUACUUCCCAUUCACUAACCCAUCCUUUGAACUCGAAAUAUAUUUUCAGGGUGACUGGUUGGAAGUUUUGGGAUGUGGAGUCACCGAGCAGGAAAUUUUGAAAAGCAAUGGUAGGACAGAUCAUGUUGCAUGGGCAUUUGGACUAGGCUUGGAGCGCCUAGCAAUGGUUCUCUUUGAAAUUCCAGAUAUUCGACUUUUCUGGUCAGAUGAUCAGCGGUUCACAUCCCAGUUCUCUAAAGGCAAACUUGGAAUCAAGUUCAAGCCAUUCUCGAAGUUUCCACCUUGUUACAAGGAUGUGAGUUUCUGGAUAAAUGAUGAAUUUACAGAAAACAAUCUAUGUGAGGUUGUCAGGGGAAUUGCUGGAGAUCUUGUAGAGGAGGUAAAACUAAUCGAUAAUUUCACAAAUAAGAAAGGCAUGACUAGUCAUUGCUACAGGAUAGCCUAUAGGUCAAUGGAACGUUCGCUUACAGACGAGGAGAUUAACGACAUGCAGUGGAACGUCAGAGAAGAGGUUAAAAAUAAAUUGAAAGUUGAGCUGAGAUAAAACAGAGCUAGCCCACAUGUUCAACCAGGAACUAAUUUUUGCCUGUCUUUGUAUGUGUAAAUUCAUUGGUAAAUGGUAAACAUAUUGAUCUAUGGAAAAAGUGGGGUCAUUUUGUUCUUGUGUUGACCCACGUCUUCUUUGAUAAUCUGACAGAUUGUUCAUUGCCCCCCAGUAUGGAGUCAAAAUAUUUUCUACCA
This is a messenger RNA of Brachypodium distachyon (stiff brome), 1659 nucleotides long. Its product is annotated as phenylalanine--tRNA ligase, chloroplastic/mitochondrial. Gene Ontology annotation, cellular component: mitochondrion; cytoplasm. Gene Ontology annotation, molecular function: tRNA binding; ATP binding; phenylalanine-tRNA ligase activity. The record is from RefSeq and is a predicted model, not a curated record. Lineage: Eukaryota; Viridiplantae; Streptophyta; Magnoliopsida; Poales; Poaceae. The coding region runs from base 107 to 1462 and encodes 451 amino acids. Gene Ontology annotation, biological process: phenylalanyl-tRNA aminoacylation. The transcript is spliced from 10 exons.